AUGCGUUUCCACUGCAUGCCCCUUCUCUACGUCAUCUCCUUCUUCCUGCUCGCGUCAGCCCUCUUCUCAGUCCUCCUCUCGCUGGCUCCCUGCUUCGUCAAGUCCAAAAACCACUGCUACCGCGGCUAUGAAUCCCACCACUCCUUCGACGUCGACAAGGCCCUCCACGCCGAGUGGAUGAAGUCCAUCCCGGACGACGCCAACCUCACCUCCCUCUCCAUCCCGGGCACCCACGACACAAUGACCUACUCCCUCCGCAACCAGGUCUUCCAGUGCCAGAACCACAACCUCUCCGCCCAGCUCAACGCCGGCAUGCGCUACCUCGACAUCCGCGGCCGCCUCGUCAACGACUCCAUCCAGAUCUACCACGCCUCCAUGGCCACCGGCUACUCCUACACAAACGUCCUGCUCACCCUCUUCGACUUCCUCGAGGCCCACCCCUCCGAGACCGUCGUCAUGCGCCUCAAGGAGGAAGGCCGGCCCCUCGGCAACAACACAAUGACCUUCGAGGACGCCUUCAACAUCUACCUCCACAACGACACCCUCACUUCCGCCGGCGCCCAGGCCCACUUCCACAAGCACAACCCGCGCAAGCCCUUCCCCGCCCUCGGCGCGCUGCGCUCCAAGAUCUUCCUCCUGCAGAACUUCCCCUCCAAGGGCCCCAAGUCCCCCUACGGCGUCAUCUGGGAGUCCUCCGACAUGGUCCUCGAGGACCUCUGGAUCAUCCCCAGCAUGGAGCACCUCUACAUGAAGUGGGAGGCCAUCGAGAACGCGCUCAAGCGCGCCGCCACCGCCAAGCCCAACAACCGCGUGCUCUACCUCGCGCACCUGAGCGCUUCUGUGGGUGUGCUGCCCAUCGAGGCCGCGGCGGGCAACCUCAACCACACGGUCGCCGGCAUGAACGACCGCACCGGCGACUGGCUCGCCGAGACGGCGGGCGGCGCGGACGCGGGCAAAACGGGCAUCGUCAUCAUGGACUUCCCCGGCCGGGCGCUGGUGGACGAGGUCCUGGCGCGGAAUACGGCGCUGGCGGACCGUAGCGCCGAGUUGUGA
Messenger RNA from Colletotrichum aenigma, 1053 nucleotides. RefSeq names its product 1-phosphatidylinositol phosphodiesterase (gene plcA). The transcript has a single exon. Lineage: Eukaryota; Fungi; Ascomycota; Sordariomycetes; Glomerellales; Glomerellaceae. The record is from RefSeq and is a predicted model, not a curated record. Gene Ontology annotation, biological process: lipid metabolic process. Gene Ontology annotation, molecular function: phosphoric diester hydrolase activity. The coding region runs from base 1 to 1053 and encodes 350 amino acids.